GACAUAUGGCCCCCAGGGCCAAUCAUACUAUCACAGGGGGUCAUACAAUCGGCCACAGUCCCAUAGAUGACAAGCUCCGCCGCUUCAACGACUCGGACUCAUGGAACCAUGGACGUAUCAGCGCCAUACGAAUGUUGUGCGGGCAGUACCUGCUUGCCCUGCAAGUCCAGUACAACGGGCUAUGGGCAACUAAGCACGGGUUCUGGAACCCCAAAUGUACGGAAAACCAAUCGUGGACGCCCACGCAUUACUUCGGAGAGGACGAAUGGAUAGACCGCGCUGAGUUGACGGGCGGCUGGUACACAAGCAGCAUCACCCUCACCACAAACAAGCGGCGGCUAGAGACAUGCGGGAUCCCCGUGGAGUCCCCCACAUUCCAGGAGAGUGGCAGGCUGGAGUAUGUCUCCGGGAUAUUCGGCUGCUACUUCGACCGACUUCAACUUCACUGGUCAUUAGCGCGUUGUCCGUCGGGUAAGCUGAUUACUGGUGACAUCAACGACUGCAAAUCGUGUCCAAUCGGGACGUGCAAGAACAACUCACUGGAAAUAUUUGGGGCUGAAUGCACACCGUGCACAGAUUCUACAACACAAAGUAUUGCUAGAAAUGCAAGCCAAAGUUCCACUCUCAGGGCCAACCAUACCACAACAGAAGGUAAUCGUCUGAAGCAUAUGUAA
Molecule: messenger RNA, 674 nt
Organism: Mya arenaria
Lineage: Eukaryota; Metazoa; Mollusca; Bivalvia; Myida; Myidae
Exons: 4
Coding region: 6-674 (222 amino acids)
Source: RefSeq, a predicted model, not a curated record